AUGUCGCUGAACAAGGUCUGGGAUUCUGCCGGUGGAACGCCCUUCUAUCCCCUUGUGUCGAAGGAUAGUCACUUCUUCGUUGCUCUCACCCUCCUAUUGACCAAUCGAUCCUUUGUCAGUGUACCAUUGUUUGGUGUGCCGGCUUCGUUGGCAUUUGGGUAUGCACCUUUAACAUUACUCCUAAUGUAA
This is a messenger RNA of Paracoccidioides lutzii Pb01, 189 nucleotides long. RefSeq lists its product as hypothetical. The transcript has 2 exons. The record is from RefSeq and is a predicted model, not a curated record. Bases 1 to 189 code for a protein of 62 amino acids.